Messenger RNA from Trifolium pratense (red clover), 518 nucleotides. RefSeq lists its product as uncharacterized. Bases 3 to 374 code for a protein of 123 amino acids. Lineage: Eukaryota; Viridiplantae; Streptophyta; Magnoliopsida; Fabales; Fabaceae. The transcript has 2 exons. Gene Ontology annotation, biological process: cell fate determination. The record is from RefSeq and is a predicted model, not a curated record.
CAAUGGCUUCAAUUUUCAAGCUUCUCUCCCUUAUUACUCUCUUCCUUGCCCUCAUUUUCCAAGCUAAUGGAGAAUGCUCUUUGAGUGACAUUAAAAUUAUGCAUUACACAACACAUGAUGGUGCACAUGGCAUGCCAGUGUGGAAACUUAACAUAACCAAUAAUUGUGUUUGUACUCAAUCACAAGUUAAGCUUAAUUGCACUGGAUUUCAAACAUAUCUUGAAGAUGAUCCAGCAAUCUUAAAUGCUCAUGAAAAUGAGUGUCUUGUUAAGAAAGGAGAACCUAUUCAUUCUUAUGAAUCUCUCAUCUUCCGUUAUGCUUGGGAACCUAAGUUUCAAUUUCAUCCAAUUUCUUCACAAAUUCAAUGUUCUUGAUUAGGAUUAAUUAGUAUACAAAAAAUAAUUAGUUUUUUUGUAAGACUGGUUAUUACUAUUAUACUGUAUAUGCAUGGAAUGAUAUGCAACCAUUGUGGCAUAUUAUAUAUGGAAUGAUUAUCGGUGUAAUAAUUAAUUUUUAUA